AUGUCGCGCGGCGGCGGCGGCGGCCAGCCGUCGUGCGCGUCGGUGUCGUUCGGCAAGUACCUAGCGAAGCGCUUCACGGGGAAGCCGAGGAGGCGGAAGAGGCCGGCGGCGGGUGGCGGCGAGGUGCGCGUGUCGAAGGAGCUGGUGGCUAGCUCGCCGUCGUUGAAGUCGUCGGAGCCGGUGGUGCGGGUGGUGCUGCAGAGCGGGGUGGUGGAGGCGUACGCCGGGGUGGUGCUGGCCUGCACGGUGAUCCGGAACCACCCGCCGGGGCUCUGCCUCGCCUACCCGGACGUGUUCCGCAACCCUCACGGCGCCCGCGUCCGCCCGCUCGAGCCGCUCUUCCCCGGCCAGAAGUUCUUCCUCCUCACCGAGCACACCAUGGAGUGGCUCCAGCGGAGAAUCCCCGAGAGCUCCGUCGGCGCCUUCGACGAGACACGGGAGGAGGAAGUGCGCCGCGAUGCAAUCGAGGACGACGCCACAGCCUCGGAGACGACGACUUCGGAGGAGGACACGCAGGAUUGCAGCAGCGCCGCCGCAUCGUCGGAGGAGGACGACGACCGCGCCACGCGCAGCUGGUGCUGCGCGAGGGAGUACUUCGAGGCGAAGGAGCGGUGGGAGGCGCGUCAGUUCAGGCAGAUGGUGGCGCGCGGGCUCGCCGUCGAGGAGAAGGACCGGAAGAAGGAGACCGUGACGAACAAGAAGAAGAAACGAGGCAAGAAUAGCAAGGGGAAGAGAACGAACAAGAGAGGCCUCGCCGGCGUAGCGUCGACGAGGUGCAGCACGGCGACAGCGCCGGCGACGGCGAGGAGGACAUGGGAGCCCAGCCUGCCGUCGGUGGUGGAGGAGGAGAGCUCCCCUCUCCAGCCUCCAUCAGAGACCACCAGCUGCAGAAUCUGAUCACAUUCACAGACCUCGCCACCUUGCUCGAUCGGAAUGACACGAUUAUUUUUUGGUUGGUUUCAUCAGCUUGAAUUGU
Molecule: messenger RNA, 976 nt
Organism: Oryza brachyantha (malo sina)
Lineage: Eukaryota; Viridiplantae; Streptophyta; Magnoliopsida; Poales; Poaceae
Exons: 1
Coding region: 1-897 (298 amino acids)
Source: RefSeq, a predicted model, not a curated record